This is a messenger RNA of Marchantia polymorpha subsp. ruderalis, 730 nucleotides long. NCBI's taxonomy places the organism in Eukaryota, Viridiplantae, Streptophyta, Marchantiopsida, Marchantiales, Marchantiaceae. The record is from the annotation of a GenBank genome assembly.
AAUCUCCAGUUCGGCAGGAAUGGGAACUCCCAUUCCUGCCGAACUGGGAGUUCCCUCUCUAUUUAUAUCCAGCUAGCGGAAGUGAAACGAGAGUGGUUCUACUGAAUCUCCAGUUGGGCAGCAGUGCGUCCUAAAUCUACUUUUGUCUCCCGGUAGUUAGAGGAGGUAAAAUCAGAGCUUUGCAUAGAGAAUCUGCACUUGGGAUUGGACAGUUGAUAUUCGGCGGGAUUGCUAUUUCAUGGGGAAAGGAUGACGGAGAGCCUGAAGCCAGCUCAAGUGUGCUCUCAAACAUCAGAAGAAGCUUCAUGUUGAUACGUCAUUGGCAUACAUGACGGGAAAAUCUUGGCCAAAUAAACACGUGAUCCAUGAAGCAAAAAGCGAGAAAAAGUGUCAACUGUCUUCUAAGGAUGUAAGUCCACCGACAAUACGCUUAUAUCAGGCUGUUCGAUCUCGUCUCAACUGCAAAAGGACCAGCAGUGGACUUGAGCUAUACGUCUGCGAUGGAUAUGAUCUUCUAUGCCAUACUCUGCUCAUGGCAAUGGAUUCCGCGAGGAUGUCAAUCACGACAUCUUUGCUUCUCCUGGCGACUGCAUGGAUGAUUGCGGGAGCAGCAGCUGUGAAAGACUACACUGUGAGCUGCACAAUUUCGUCCGAUUCCAGCCCAACCUGGAAGCAUGCACACAAAGCUGUCAACAUCAUCAGGAAGGAGCCAUUGAGCAGCCAGAGGUGA